This is a messenger RNA of Teleopsis dalmanni, 1735 nucleotides long. Its product is annotated as cap-specific mRNA (nucleoside-2'-O-)-methyltransferase 1-like. The record is from RefSeq and is a predicted model, not a curated record. Lineage: Eukaryota; Metazoa; Arthropoda; Insecta; Diptera; Diopsidae. Gene Ontology annotation, cellular component: cytoplasm; nucleus. Gene Ontology annotation, biological process: 7-methylguanosine mRNA capping. Gene Ontology annotation, molecular function: methyltransferase cap1 activity; nucleic acid binding.
AGGACCUGGUGGCUUUUCGGAAUAUAUUCUAUUCAGAAAAUCGUGGGAAGCAAAAGGCUUUGGAUUUACUUUACGCGGCCAAAACGAUUUUAAACUAGAAAAAUUUACUGCAGGUUUCCCAGAAUCUUUUGAUCCUUACUAUGGCGUGAAGGAUAAUGGGGAUAUUUAUGAUAAGGAAAAUCAAGACUCGUUUGCAGACUAUAUUUUUAAGCAUUCUGAAAAUGGUGUCCAUUUUGUUAUGGCGGAUGGUGGUUUUUCAGUUGAAGGUCAAGAAAAUAUUCAGGAAAUUCUUUCAAAACAACUUUAUCUCUGUCAGUGUUUAACAGCGUUGAAAAUUCUUUGCGAAAAUGGAAGUUUUGUGUGCAAAUUUUUCGAUUUAUUCACACCAUUCAGUGUUGGGCUAAUAUAUUUAAUGUAUAAGUGUUUUGAUGUUAUAUCAAUUAUAAAACCAAAUAGUAGCAGACCAGCUAAUUCCGAACGUUAUUUAGUAUGUAAAUGGAAAAAAGCAAAUACAAGUGUUAUUUGUUCGUAUUUAGAUUAUGUGAAUAGUUUUAUUAAUGAAAGUCGCGGAGAUGACGUAAUUGAAAUUGUAAAUUUGGAUCUUAUAACAAAUGAUUGUGAAUUUUUUAAUUACAUCACAGCAUCUAAUAACAACAUUGGUAAAAAUCAAAUAAUUGGUUUAAAAAAAAUUUUAGCUUACUAUCAGAAUCCACAACUUCGAGAAAGCAGGCAAUCAGAGAUUAGAAAACAAUGCUUAGGAUUAUGGAAACUUCCUGACAAAUUACGACAGGCUCCUGAAGUGAAGUCACCUGAAAAAAUAUUUGAAGAACUUUUAGGUAACUGGUAUGAAGACAAAGUGUUACUUUCAUCUAUUCCUGUAGAUCUUUAUUCCAUCGAAACUUUGCACAAAAAUAUUGACAGUAUCUACGAUUGGUACUUUGUGCCAAUAGGGAGAGGUGAAACCAAUCUUAAUAGUUGUAGCAUUUUUCUUAGUAAGUCUCGCGGAAAUUUGCUUCGAUAUACUGAUAAUAAAAAAUGGGAACCUAUUGAAUAUAUUUUUGAAAUAUCUCCUAAGUCACUUUUCUAUGGUGAAAUUGUAUUUGAAUAUAAUGGAGAAGGUAGAACGCAGACACGUGCUUGUGGGUUACAUAUUAUUGACGCUAUAAUACUAGGAGGAAAGGAUAUACGUAGGUUGAAAUUAAGUGAUCGAAUUAAAAUGUGUCAAAAAUUUAGUUUAAGCUUAAAUAAACCAUAUAAGGACGGAAAUAUUGGUUUUAUUCGAAGCAAACCUUUGUAUAAACUAGAAAAAAUAAAUCAAUUUUUUGAUGAAAUGCUACAUUAUACACUGAAAGACAAUUCUCAACGACUCGGUUAUGCAUUAAAUGAUAAAAAGUUUUUUGUUCCUGGUGGAAUUUUGUUCUUUAGUGAAGUUUGUCAUCUAUUUUUUUCAAAGAUGUCAAGUUCAAGAAACAUGUUGUACUACUUUAAUAAAACCGACAAUAAAUCUUAUUAUAUGGAUUCUAUGCCAUCCGCAUUGAAAAAUACAUUAUAUGCAUCUUUUAGAAAUAGUUUUAUUAGACGUAUGUUAUGGAAAUGGACAAACAUCACACAAGUCGAAAAACAUGGCAUACAAACAGAUUCGAAUUUACUUUAUCGCAGAGAUAUAUAUAACUUUGUAUACAACAAACAAGAUUCUGUAAUAAUAAACUAAAAACAAAAUUCGUAUAAACAUAAU